AUGACGAUUUCGCCCCAGGAUGGCACCUUCAACCCUACUCUGGACAACAAACUGGGGAUCACUGCGCAGUGCGACGUGACGGGAUCGGGCGGGCAAGCCACCACAGCCUGCUGGCGAGCACAGCUGGCGGAGUGCGGCACCGUCCCCUGCGACACCGGCCGGCUGCCGCCCUACAACGCCACAGGCCCCACAACUUACGCCCCUGCGUCCGUGGCCUACGGCGGCUCGCCUCCCACAUACGUCUCCACCUAUCAGUUCACUACCCUCAUUAGCAGCAACUCAACCAGCAACGUCACAGGAGUGAUCUACCCCGGCGCCAGCAACAAAGUAGAGGUCAAAGCGACGUGCAUCAUCGAGGGUCAGUACGCUCUGACCGCGGUACAAAACUGGCCCGCCCAGAUGCAGCUGUGCGGCCCCAACGGCGGCCAGCCGUGCUCGGGCAACUCUUACGACCCUGGCGCGCCAACCCUAACCCCGUCCAAGGUUACUUACAACAGCACCAACAACCGCUACACCGCCGAGUACACCUUCACCAUCGAUGACGCGUGGAAGGGGCAGCCCAUCACCCACCGCUACUUCCUGUGCCUGUACGAAGACGCGAGCGCCAACGUUGUGCAGAACGAGGGCUCCUUCAUCCAGGACCCGGCCUUCGCCUCCAUCAGCCCCCCGCCGACAAUCCAGAUCCACUCGGUGCGGCCCGCGCCACCCUGCCCAUGCCACGCCUGCCGCGAAGCUGCUCAUGUGCUGCUUGCGGUGUGCAGACCGGGGCUGCGUGCCCCGGUGGCGGCUGCGCCUCGCUGGUGGGCUACUUCUCCCGCCCCCGUCGGGCCUGACGGCGACAUCGGCAUCGUGGGGCUGGGCACCACGGGUGACACCGCCGCCCCAGACUCCGACUCCAUCACUUGCUCCUCGGGGGUGGCCCUGGGCAUGGACACCGCCCGCUUCAACGCCACCUCCCCCCUGCCAGACGUGGCCAAGCUGAUCAAGCCCGCCGCCACCCAGCCCGCCUCCGCCCAGCCCGCCACCGCCCAGCCCGCCGCCUCCCUCGCCACCGCCGCCAAGCCCACCGCCUCCCUCGCCGCCGCCACCUAG
Chlorella variabilis is the source of this 1092-nucleotide messenger RNA. RefSeq lists its product as hypothetical. The record is from RefSeq and is a predicted model, not a curated record. Lineage: Eukaryota; Viridiplantae; Chlorophyta; Trebouxiophyceae; Chlorellales; Chlorellaceae. The transcript has 8 exons. The coding region runs from base 1 to 1092 and encodes 363 amino acids.